This is a messenger RNA of Gasterosteus aculeatus aculeatus (three-spined stickleback), 1201 nucleotides long. It is a transcript of the gene rnf223, whose product is annotated as ring finger protein 223. Lineage: Eukaryota; Metazoa; Chordata; Actinopteri; Perciformes; Gasterosteidae. The record is from RefSeq and is a predicted model, not a curated record. Gene Ontology annotation, biological process: protein ubiquitination. Gene Ontology annotation, molecular function: ubiquitin protein ligase activity.
CCGUAAGGACACAAACCUGUCAUAAUCCAUCUGCAUGAAGUGAAUAAAAAGGGAGCAGCCGCGGCAAAGCAGGUGAUCGUUUGCAGAGGAAGGAGGACCCGGAGCUGACACUGCCCCCCCCCCCCCUCCCUCAACACAGAUACACACACCUGGGCCUCCAGCAGAGUAUGCAGACCAGUCACAGAGGAGGACCUUGGCUCAGGAGGCAGUUGACUUUGUUUGCCAGUGAAAUGCCUUUUAGAGAACACAGGGAGUGAGCUGAGAUCUUCUGAGCUUGACAGGGAAUUCAGAAGUUAAGAAUAGGCCAAGAAGAGGAAAGAAAGGGGGGCCGACGAGUCCAGAGAAGUCCAAACAAAGAAUCCGUUGCUGAAGAUGGAUCAGCCCCCGCAGAUUUGGCACACGCAGAUCGCCCCCCAGGACACUGCUGGAGAGCCCAAGAAGAAGGUGUCCGUCGCCAGCCAGCCGGAGUGCUCCAUCUGCUACAACACCUACGACAAUGUCUUCAAAACGCCCAAGCUGCUCGAGUGCACCCACACUUUCUGCCUGGAGUGCCUCUCCCGCCUCAUGGCGGUCUCUCUGGCCGGCCAGGACAGUGACGGCGGCAGCCAUCGCCUUUCUUGCCCCUUCUGCCGUCAUCCCACCACCGUGCCCAAGGACGGCCCUCCGGCCCUGGCGACCAGCCGCGAGGUUCUCUGCAAGCUGCCCAGCCACCAGCAGCAGGCGGAGCCCGUGUGGCUGGAGGGGGAGAAGCUGUGUUACAAAUGCCCCGCGUACGACAACGCCGCCGCCGCCGCCGCCGCCACGGAGGUUCACAAGGGCCUCUGCGUGUGCAUCGACAUCGGGGCCAACAAGGCAGUGGAAGCUCCCGUCCAGCCGCAGCCCCGGACAUUCGGCCUGCUGCAGCGGCUGUCGGACUGGAAGAGGAUGGUGCUCUUCGUGGUGCUCACGGUGCUGCUCGUUGUGGUGGUGUUGUGGCCGCUGCAGUGCGUGUUCAGCUCUGGGGACAUGCGAUGCAUGCAAGCCAAGCCGCAGCCCACCGCGGUGCCUUCCACUACCGCCGGCCUGCUCGACAGGCCACCGGGUCAGAGAGCGUGACCUCACAGGGCCGGAUGGACUUUGUUUGGAGAACUUUUGGGCAUACUCAAUGUAGCAUGACUGUCGAUAUUACGACAUCGGACUUAAGUUGCCCCCAGAGUUGGUC